CAGGUUGCUCGCCUACUGCACCUCGGGCGGCUAUUAUAACUUUACAUCCUGUGGCCCUGGAAGCUCCUGCCGCAUUGUUCUUCCUGGCUUUGCAAUCUGCGACCUUGACUCCAACUAUCCAUGUGGCAGCACAACCACCACCGGCACGAUAACUACGACCACGACCACAACCACGACCUCCACAUCAUCCAAAACAUCAACCACUUUGUCGACCAAAACAUCGUCGGCAUCAUCCAAAUCCAAAACAUCAUCUACAUCCUCCAAAACAUCAUCUACAUCCUCCAUUACAUCAUCCACAUCAUCCACAUCCAGAACCACUACACCAUCUACAUCCAGAACCACUGCAUCAUCCACAUCCAGAACCACUACUGCCUCCAGUCUCCCUGCAU
Molecule: messenger RNA, 389 nt
Organism: Polychytrium aggregatum
Lineage: Eukaryota; Fungi; Chytridiomycota; Chytridiomycetes; Polychytriales
Exons: 2
Source: RefSeq, a predicted model, not a curated record